AUGUCGAGAAGAUACGAUUCCCGAACAACCAUCUUCUCCCCCGAAGGUCGUCUGUACCAGGUCGAAUAUGCUCUGGAAGCUAUCUCCCAUGCCGGUACCGCCAUCGGUAUCCUCGCCAAGGAUGGCAUCGUCCUAGCUGCUGAGCGCAAGGUCACCUCCAAGCUCCUCGAGCAAGACACAUCGGCCGAGAAGCUCUACAUUCUCAAUGACAACAUGAUCUGCGCCGUCGCCGGCAUGACAGCCGACGCCAACAUCCUCAUCAACUACGCCCGACAAGCCGCCCAACGGUACCUUUUGACCUACAACGAGGACAUCCCCUGCGAGCAGCUAGUGCGCCGUCUCUGCGAUCUCAAGCAAGGCUACACACAACACGGUGGUCUCCGUCCCUUUGGCGUCUCCUUCAUCUACGCCGGCUGGGAUCCCCAGCGCCAGUUCCAGCUCUACCUCAGCAACCCCUCGGGCAACUACGGCGGCUGGAAGGCGACCAGUGCGGGCGCCAACAAUGCGAGCGCCCAGAGCUUGCUGAAGCAGGAUUACAAGGAGGACUGCACGCUCAAGGAGGCGUGCGCCAUGGCCGUCAAGGUGUUGAGCAAGACCAUGGACUCGACAAAGUUGAGCCCCGAGAAGAUCGAGUUUGCGACGGUUGGCCAGACCAAGGACGGCAAGAUCUACCACAGGCUAUGGAGCGCGGACGAGAUCACGGCGUUAUUGAAGGAACACGACCUGGCGAAGGAUGACAACACGGAGGACAAGUAA
This is a messenger RNA of Neurospora tetraspora, 756 nucleotides long. Its product is annotated as proteasome component Y13. The coding region runs from base 1 to 756 and encodes 251 amino acids. The record is from RefSeq and is a predicted model, not a curated record. The transcript is spliced from 4 exons. Lineage: Eukaryota; Fungi; Ascomycota; Sordariomycetes; Sordariales; Sordariaceae. Gene Ontology annotation, biological process: proteasomal protein catabolic process; ubiquitin-dependent protein catabolic process. Gene Ontology annotation, cellular component: proteasome core complex, alpha-subunit complex; proteasome core complex; nucleus.